AUGUCACUUACAUACGAUCGACACACUACAGCCGAGCAAGUCUGUAAAGAGUUCGCUCCGCAGAUCAAGGGCCGCACCAUCUUGGUGACGGGACCCAGUCUCUCAAGCCUUGGCUUCAUCACUGCCGCUGCCAUGGCAGCGCAUGAGCCUGGGUUGUUCAUCUUGAUUGGGAGAAACGCGACCAGGUUGCACGAAGCCGAAGAGGCAUUGCACAAGAUCAACUCUGAACUCGAAAUCAAGAUUGUCCAAUGUGACAUGUCUGUCAUGUCUGAAACCAAGAAGGCUGCCGAGGAGAUCUUGAGUUGGAAUGUAAACAUUGAUAUUUUGGUCGCCAAUGCCGGAGUAAUGCUAGUACCAGAGACCAUCACUCCCGAAGGCUUCGAGCUUACACUCGCUACCAAUUAUCUGUCGCAUUUCUUACUCGCGACCUUGCUCAUGCCUCGUAUCCUCAACAGCACCUCCAAGAGGAUCGUCUGGGUAUCAAGUGGUGCCCAUAAAAUUACGGAUCUGAGUGAGUCAUCUCGCGCAUCACUUUGCGUUUUCGCAUUUUACACCCCAGUGAACGGACAGAGUAAGACAGCAAUGGUCCUUAUCGCUCGCCAAUUAGCCAAGCGUUAUGGGUCUCAAGGCUUGCAGUCCUAUUCCUUGUGUCCUGGACCAAACCCGACAGCUUUGUUGGACCACUUGCCACUUGAAACCCGAGUGGACUUUGGCAACCGGUUUGGAGGGCUAUACUUUGAGAACGGAGAUAUCAACUAUGACUCGCCGGUCUGGAAGAAGCCUGAAGAGGGUGCGGCAGUGAUUUGUCGCGCCGCUUUAGAUCCUUCCCUGGAACCUAAUGGCGCCUUCUUGGAAGACUCGUUGAUUGCUGAGGAAUCUUGCGCAUCUUGGGGAAAGGACCCGGCUUCAGUCGAAAAGAUCUGGGAAUGGACGUAUAACGUGCUCGGCGAACCAGUCCCAAGUGCUUGA
Messenger RNA from Tremella mesenterica DSM 1558, 969 nucleotides. RefSeq lists its product as uncharacterized. The transcript has 8 exons. NCBI's taxonomy places the organism in Eukaryota, Fungi, Basidiomycota, Tremellomycetes, Tremellales, Tremellaceae. The record is from RefSeq and is a predicted model, not a curated record. The coding region runs from base 1 to 969 and encodes 322 amino acids.